CAACCCCCGUCCCCCACCCCACCCCCAACCCCAACCCCUCUUCUCGAUUCUCCCAGUACUCCUCCCACGCUGUUAGAUUCUUAGACGGCUCUACCACCACCACUCCAAGUCGGCCCAUCAAGCACCACCCGCCACCCAGGGUUUGUCGGUGACGACGUUGCUGUUGGCCGGAUUGAAGAUAAUUUGAUCCCCAAAAGUCUGAUUUACUGUGCUCAACUCUGCACCCAACACCAAAAGAAACAACUCUUCCUGACCUCACCGCAAAACCCAUCUCUAGAUCCCGCCAAAUCGUCGCCUCGCCUUCCAUGUAGAAUGCUUCUUGAUUAUUUUCGAUCUGUUCAUUGAUUCAUUGAUCGGAUUCGCCGUCCUUGUGAUUCUCCUUUCAAUUUGUGGGAAAUGGCGGGGCAGAGUCCGAAUAUGGAACAAUUUGAGGCGUAUUUUCAGCGAGCGGAUGUGGAUCGGGAUGGUCGGAUUAGUGGGAAUGAGGCCGUUGCCUUCCUCCAAGCUUCAAAUUUACCCAGACAAGUCCUCGCGCAGAUAUGGAUGUAUGCUGAUCAAAAUCGAACUGGUUUCCUUGGUCGUUCAGAAUUUUACAAUGCUCUUAAACUUGUUACAGUGGCACAAAGUAAGCGGGAUUUGACUCCAGAACUCGUGAAGGCUGCCUUAUAUGGACCAGCCUCUGCUAAAAUCCCUGCUCCUCAGAUAAAUCUUGCAGCCUUACCAGCUCCUCAGCCAAAUGUGAGGGCAGGUGCAUCUGUGCAAGUCAGUGGCCUUCCAAGCUCCACUCAGAGUACUGGUGCUGUUGGCCUGCAUGGUUCUUUAACUCAGCAUAGCCAAGUCACAAGGCCACCUCGGCCUCUGCCUCCUAGUUCUGGAUUCCAGUCUCAGCUAGGUGUUUCAACCCAAGGAAUGCCUGGGAUGGGUGCUAUAUCAGCGUCUAAUCGCCCUAAUUCCUUUGACUCGCUUGGUGGUAGUACUCAUGGCCAAUCUGGAAUUUCUUCUCAAGUUUCAAGCAGGAGCUUAACUCCGACUGCAACUCAGAGUGGCUUUGGUUCUGUGACUUCCCCUAUUACUAAAGCACCAGAAAUUACUGGGUCAUUACAAUUUGCUUCAUCCAAGCUGAAUGAUACUGCGUCCUUGAGCUCCCAAGUUAGCAAGGAAGACUCGAAAUCACCUUCAGCUACAGGAAAUGGCUUUACUUCAGAUUCAGUGUUUGGAGAUGUUUUCUCAGCAACACCACCUCAACCGCAGCAAAAUUCUACAGCGCUUACGAAUCCUGCCGGCAGCAUACCUGCCUCGUCAGCUGGGAAUUUGACUAAUUCAAGAGAGCAGCCUACGGUUAAGCCAAGUGCUGUUUCUCAACCUCCAGCCGCUCAAGCUCAGCAAUACCAUGCCCAUGCUAAACCAAAUCAACAUGUUUCGGCUCAAAAAUCCUCUGCAUUCCCUGUUGCAGCUGGACAAUCUCAGUCUCCAUGGCCAAGAAUGACUCAGUCUGAUGUUCAGAAGUAUAGCAAGGUAUUUGUGCAAGUUGACAGUGACCGAGAUGGGAAAAUUACUGGAGAACAAGCACGGAACUUAUUCUUGAGUUGGAGGCUUCCACGAGAGGUCUUGAAGCAGGUUUGGGACUUAUCUGAUCAAGAUAAUGACAGUAUGCUAUCUUUGAGGGAAUUCUGCAUUGCUCUCUAUUUGAUGGAGCGAUAUAGGGAAGGGCGCCCUCUUCCUAUGUCACUUCCCAACUCUGUUAUGUUUGAGGAAACGUUGUUCCCUGUCUCAAGUCAACCUGCUGGUGCAUAUAACAAUACAUCUUGGAGGCCUACUCCUGGUUUAGGCCAACCCCAAGGAACUAAGGGUGCACGACCGGUCACUUCUGCUGGUGGAGGAAGGCCACCUCGUCCAGUUCCUAUUCCCCAGCCUGAUGAGCCCGUCCAACAAAAGGCCAAGGUUCCGGUGCUGGAGAAGCAUCUUGUAGAUCAGCUUAGUACAGAGGAGCAAGAUUCACUGAACAAAAAGUUCGAAGAGGCAAAGGAUGCAGAGAAAAAGGUGGCAGAUCUGGAAAAGGAUAUUUCAGAAGCUAAACAGAAAAUUCAGUUCUACCAUGCCAAGAUGCAAGAACUUAUUCUGUACAAAAGCCGAUGUGAUAACCGGUUGAACGAGAUAUCUGAGAAAGUUGUGGCCGACAAAAGAGAGGCUGAAUCCUUGGCGAAGAAGUAUGAAGAGAAGUACAAGCAGGUUGGAGAUGUAGCAUCCAAAUUAACAAUUGAAGAGGCUACAUUUCGCGAUAUUCAGGAUAAAAAGAUGGAGCUAUAUCGUGCAAUUGUCAAAUUGGAACAAGAAAAGGCUGAUGUAGUUCAGGAUCGAGUUAAUCAAAUCCAGUCAGAUAUUGAGGAACUUGUGAAAUCAUUGAAUGAACGGUGCAAAACUUAUGGAUUGCGUGGGAAACCAACUACACUUGUUGAGCUUCCAUUUGGCUGGCAACUUGGCAUUGAAGCAGCAGCAGCUGAUUGGGAUGAAGUCUGGGAUAAGUUUGAAGAUGAAGGAUUCUCCUAUGUCAAAGAACUUACUCUUGAUGUGGAAAAUGUUGUUGCCCCGCCCAAACCGAAGACUGCCUUAAUAAGAGAAAGGGUUACUUCAUUAGAUAACAGCAGCACCGUAAAAUCACAUUCUAAGACGGAUGAGAAGUCAGAGCUGCCUGGUUCAGGGGAGACUGUACCUGAUAAUGACAGACCAGAUACCCACAACUUAGAGCAAACGGAUAGAAGUCCACCUGACAGUCCAGCAGGAAAUAACACAGUUACGAGGCCAUCCAAGGAACUCCAAGAUCAUGUGAUAUCCAAGGACAUCAAUUUAAAUGGCUCGCCGCAUGCUUUUGACACCCAAAGUGAAUAUGGAGCUGAAUCUGUAUCUGGGGACAAAGUUUUUGAUGAACCAGGUUGGGGUACUUUUGAUACCCAUUAUGAUUCAGAUGCUGCAUGGGAUUUCAACUCUGCUCAUCUGAAGGAUUCUGAGCGCGAGAGGCAUAGUGAAGCUUCUUUGUUUAGUUCCGAUGACUGGGGUCUAAACCCAAUCAAAACUGGGUCCAAAGGCACGGAGACGACCCUUCCAAAGCAGGGCCCAUUUUUUGAUUCAGUUCCAAGCACCCCACUCUACAAUUCUGCAACUCCCAAUGCAGAUAGCCUGUUCAUGAGGAAUAGUCCAUUUGCAUUUGCAGAUUCAGUUCCAAGCACACCAAUGUACAAUUCUAGCAAUUCUCCUCGGUUUGGUGAAGGUUCUGAAGAGCCGUAUUCAUUUGACAGCUUCUCGAGAUUUGAUUCCUUCAACAUGCGCGACAGCGGUCCUUUCAGUUCGCGUGAGUCCUUCACAAGAUUUGAUUCCAUGCGAAGCUCAAGGGACUCUGAAUUUGAUCAAGGAUACCUUGCACCACGGGAGUCCCUUUCAAGGUUUGACUCCUUCCGCAGCACGGCUGACUCAGAUUAUAACUUUGGGCUCUUUCCUCCACGCGAGACAUUGACUAGAUUUGACUCCAUGCGUAGCACCAGGGACUCUGUUGACUUUGGUCAUGGUUUCCCCUCAUUUGAUGAUGCGUCAGAUCCAUUUGGGUCUAGUGAGCCGUUUAAGACAUCGCAUGAAGCUCAAACUCCGCGGAAAGAUUCUGAUAGCUGGAAAGCUUUCUAAUUCUGCCGUUCCUUCUUUUUGUGUGCCCAUUUGAAGCUUUGUUGUGUGGGGUUCACCUAUGAAUAUGGACCCGUAUCUGUCUUGUAGACGUUGUAGGUGAGGCAAUUUGGUUAUUCCAUUUGACAGAGAAAAAAUUAGUUGGAUCAGUUUUUGCUGUAAUUAUUUCUGUUACCUCUCUCUCUUGAUUACCAUUACGACUUUUUUUCUUGAUUAUAGCAAUA
Molecule: messenger RNA, 3893 nt
Organism: Sesamum indicum (sesame)
Lineage: Eukaryota; Viridiplantae; Streptophyta; Magnoliopsida; Lamiales; Pedaliaceae
Product: Calcium-binding EF hand family protein
Biological process (GO): endosomal transport; endocytosis
Cellular component (GO): plasma membrane; cytoplasm; nucleus
Molecular function (GO): protein binding; calcium ion binding
Source: RefSeq, a predicted model, not a curated record